Mesorhabditis belari is the source of this 342-nucleotide messenger RNA. The record is from the annotation of a GenBank genome assembly. NCBI's taxonomy places the organism in Eukaryota, Metazoa, Nematoda, Chromadorea, Rhabditida, Rhabditidae.
AUGGCACCACGAAUCUGUUUCUUUCGAGUGAAUUCACCAUUCCAUGUGACGGUGAGUCACUUCGAAUUCGCUUACGGCGGUGUAGCCUACCGUUUUCGUCAUUGUCAGCAGAAUCCACGAUUCUGUUGUCUGCCGCGACGAAACCCUCCAAUUAAAUCCAUCGGUGGAAAGCCCUAUUGCCAAGUGUUCAUUCCAGAAGUUCAGUUAGAGAAACAUGUUCGAAACAAUUGGAAAAGAUUGGGUGAGCUCGAUGUCUACAUAGAAUUUGCGGGUCUCGACGCUCUGACGGCUGCAGGUGGAUUAGAAGCAGGUCUUCGUGCUCAACACUACCACGAUAUUACU